AGCUGGAAGAGAGUUCAUCAUAAAUAAGUUUGAAGAGAAAUUUGCUAAGAGAUGGAUAUGGGACAGGUUUAAGAACAAGGUUGAUAUUAGUAGAAAAGCAUAUAUCAAGUUCAAGAAGCUUACCCACAACAGAACCGGACUUGUAUAUGAUGCUUUGGGAAGGUUGGCGAUGUCGGAAGGUUGGUGGGAUCAACGCAUUGCGGAAUGGCAAGGUGCAAGAAAGUAUAAGAUCAAAGUGCCUCCAAACAUGGAUGUAUUUGAAGCAGAGUUUGGUGCUGUUACUGUAACUGGAGCAGAGGGAUGGUGUGCUCAACAAGGAGAAGCUAGCUUAGAUUCUAGAGUAGAUGCAGAGAAGAAUGAUGAGUCUGAUUCAGUUGACACUGAUAUGCCAGCACCAAGAGAAGGAACCAGUAGGGCUGGAUCUUCAAAAAGAAAGCGUAAGGAAUGUGAUCAAGAGCCUUAUGUUGUACGGAAUGCAAUUCUGGCUGAAAAAAAUAAGAUAGCUAAGGAGAUGGUAGAGAUAAUGGCAGAGGAUCGUGUGUUGUUGCAGGAGGAUCGCAAAUUCCGUAUAGACUCAGUGUUGGAGAUACUUAAUAAGCUGCCUGGAGUGAUAAUGUGGUCACCAUUUCACAUUGGUGCACUUAACCAUCUCAAAGCUGUUGAAGGAAACAGAAUGGCUUUUAUGUCUUUCUCUAGUGAUGAUGAUAAAAUUAGCUAUCUUGAGAAUAUGAUUGGAGUUAAGAUGUAUGAAGGAUUGUAGUGUCUGUUUUAGUAUCACUCUUUUUAGUAAGACUGUUUUAAUAUGACUCGGAUUGUAGUGUUUCUUUUAAGCCAAUGACUUUUGUUUCAUUUCUUUUGUUAUGACUCAGAUUGUAGUAUUUAAAUGUGACUGCAAGUUGCUGUCUGCUGAUGAAAAUUGUAGCUAAUGGUCACGUGUUGGCAUGAUUUCAGUUGUUUCAAUCAGUUCUUUUUUAAAUUGUAAUCAGUUUCUUUAAUCAGUUAUAUAUGAUUUAAUGUUUUGCAGAUGGUUAGGUGGUACUUGGAUGAUGAUGAUGAUGAUGAUGAUUAUGAGGAAGAGCAGGAAGUUGAUAUGCUUAAGCCAGAAAGAUUGCUUCAUAGAACAGAUCGAGGUGCUGGAUGGCAUCAUGUUCAGCAGCUUAUGCACGGGUCAGAUCAACAGUGCUAUGAUAUCCUUCGCAUGCAUCAGAGGACAUUCCAAGCUUUGUGUAAGAUGUUAGCAACGAGAUAUGGGUUAAAAGAGACGAACAAUGUCUAUAUUGAAGAAGCGGUUGCAAUGUUCCUUGAAGUGGUGGGUCAAGAUAAGACAGUACGGGUUAUUGCACAAAUAUAUCAGCGUUCGUUGGAUACAGUCAAAAGAAAACUUGGUGAAGUUUUGAGUGCUCUCUUGAAGUUUGCUGCAGAUGCACUAAAACCAGAAGAUGGUGAGUUCACAAGAGUAUGUCCUGCUUUGGGAAAUGAUGAUCGCUACUGGCCUUUUUUUAAAGAUUGUAUUGGAGCAUUGGAUGGAACUCAUAUCUCAGUUCGCCCUCCUAAGGGAAAUGCAGAAGCAUACAGGGGUAGAAAACAUGUGCCAACCAUGAAUGUCCUUGCUAUAUGUAACUUCGAUAUGAAGUUCGUAUAUGCUUAUGUGGGGGUACCGGGUAGAGCCCAUGACACAAAGGUAUUGACUUAUUGUGCGAGGAAUGAGCCAUUUUUCCCACAUCCGCCAAAUGGAAAGUAUUAUGUGGUUGAUGCUGGAUAUCCCACAAGAACAGGGUAUCUUGGUCCGUAUCGUAAGGUUCGGUAUCAUCUUGAUCAGUUCAACAGAGGAGGACCACCAACGAACACUCGAGAGGUGUUCAACCGGAGACACUCAAGCUUACGAUCAGUGAUUGAGCGGACAUUUGGAGUGUGGAAAGCAAAAUGGAGAAUUCUUGACCGUGGGCAUCCUAAAUAUGGUUUGGUCAAAUGGAUGAAGCUAGUAACAGCAACAAUGGCUCUACACAACUUCAUACGUGAUUCACAUCGAGAAGAUAAUGAUUUUGUGCAUUGGCAGACAAGAGAAGAAUAUCAUACUCAUGGUGAUAAUGAAGUGGAAGAUGAAGAAGAAGAAGAAGAAGAAGAAGAAGAUGGUGAUGGUUAUGAUGGACAUAUUCCAUAUAAUCCGACUGGUGACAGAGCCAUGGAAGAUUUACGUGAUCAUAUUACUAGUGAGUUGAGUAGAGGAUAUCGAUUACCUUAUUAGUUUAUUUGAUUUGAGUUUGUACUGAUGUUUAUUAUUGAUCUUAAAACAUUUGACUUUUGUUUUUAAACAUUUAUUUAUGUUUAGUUUGUUGAUAUAAUUUUUUUACAA
Messenger RNA from Raphanus sativus (radish), 2353 nucleotides. RefSeq names its product protein ALP1-like. The record is from RefSeq and is a predicted model, not a curated record. NCBI's taxonomy places the organism in Eukaryota, Viridiplantae, Streptophyta, Magnoliopsida, Brassicales, Brassicaceae. The transcript has 2 exons. The coding region runs from base 1025 to 2245 and encodes 406 amino acids.